This is a messenger RNA of Spea bombifrons (plains spadefoot toad), 1323 nucleotides long. RefSeq names its product reticulon 4 interacting protein 1 (gene RTN4IP1). Lineage: Eukaryota; Metazoa; Chordata; Amphibia; Anura; Pelobatidae. The transcript is spliced from 9 exons. Gene Ontology annotation, cellular component: mitochondrion. Gene Ontology annotation, molecular function: oxidoreductase activity; zinc ion binding. The coding region runs from base 84 to 1286 and encodes 400 amino acids. The record is from RefSeq and is a predicted model, not a curated record.
UUUCCAUGGCAACUGCUGUCAGUGUUUAUCAUGUAUGUUUAGUUUAGCAGAUAUACUGUACUAGAUUAACCCAUCAACUGAAGAUGUUAACUGCGGCUGGAAGGAAGCUGUGCAGCGUGUCCUUUGGGAAAAGCCUUCUUAAAACAUUACAAAAUAGCCAAGCGCUUAAAACAUGUCCGCAUCUAAGGAAAAUCAGUACAUCCUCUAAGAGGAAUACAGUCAUGCCCGCUUGGGUCAUUGACAAAUAUGGGGGCAAUGAUGUGUUACGCUUUAAUGAGAACAUGCUAUUUCCUACUAUCAAUUACCCCAAUGAAGUCAUCAUUAAAGUCCACGCCGCCAGCUUGAACCCGAUUGAUGUCAAUAUGCGGAGUGGAUAUGGAUCUGCUAGUCUAAAUAUGACUCGUGAUCCCCUCAGCAUUAAAACGUCUGGAAGCGAAUUUCCUUUAAUCCUCGGAAGAGAUGUUUCUGGGGUUGUCAUGGAAUGUGGGGUCAACGUGCAGUACUUCAAACCCGGGGAUCACGUGUAUGCAGCAUUACCCCCAUGGAAGCAAGGCACAUUGGCUGAGUUUGUUGUAGCAAGCGGUAAUGAGAUUUCCCUGAAGCCAAAGUCCCUUAGUGACACUGAAGCUGCCUCGCUGCCUUAUGCUAUUCUCACCGCUUGGGCUGCCCUAGUCAACAGCUGCGGCUUGAAAAAGGAGAAAUGUCCAGGAAAAAGGGUUCUUAUUAUUGGCGCAUCAGGUGGAGUUGGGACAGCUGCUGUUCAGCUCCUGAAAGCCUGGGGUGCACACGUGACUGCUGUUUGCUCUGAGGAUGCCACCCCCCUGAUGAAAGAUCUUGGGGCAGACGACAUCAUUGAUUACAAAGCCGAAAAAUUAGACGAGCAGUUGAAAUCCCGUGAGAUGUUUGAUGUCAUUCUAGACAAUGUUGGUGGAUCAACUGAAGAACUGGCUCUUCAGUGUCUUAAGCCAUGGUCUGGAGCCUCUUUUGUCACGCUGGUGACACCAUUCCUGUACAACAAUGACAGGCUGGGUAUAGCAGAUGGCAUGAUGCGUACAGGGAUCACAUUUGGGUCAAAAGUAGUAAAGCAUCUAUGCAAAGGGAUAAAUUAUCGAUGGGGAUUUUUCACCCCAAGUGGCCCAUCUCUGGAUGAAAUAACAGAACUUGUGGAAGCUGGAAAGAUCCGUCCUGUUGUUGAUGACGUGUUCUCAUUCACUGAAGUACCCAAGGCUUUCAGCAAAAUGGAAGAAGGACAUGCAAGGGGGAAACGUGUCAUUAAAGUCGUUUGAUGUAGUAAAUAAAUAUAACUACUUUUGUACCAGCAAA